AUGAAAAGUUCACAUGACUUGGAACAAGACGUGCGCGAUACGUGUAAUAGACUGUUCAUGUUCGUAUCUCCACUCUCAUACACUGCUGCCUGGACUGCAGAGAAACUGACCUGCCCAACUAGCUUGAAACGCGCAAAGGCUGCUGCAGAGAAGAGGGAGCGUACAGCAGCAAAACAUGAGUGGCUAUCAGCAACAGAGAAGAAGACGGAAGUGCAGGCGAUGCAAGAGCUACUGCCUAUCGAGCUUCGCGAGAUGAUAUAUGCACAAGUCUGGAAUGUGGAGUAUCUCAACUCCACAAGGCAGCCAAGACAGCAGUCCGGUCCUCCCGGCCACUCCGAUCCGAGGUGCCAUACACAUGUCGUUCGGCCCAACUUCAUGGGCAAAGAGACAGCCCUGGAAAUGGCGCGGGCAUGGUACGAAGCAGCAUCUACACUUACACCAGACACCUUCACAAUCUCCGAUACCCGGGAGUUGAUCCAACAAACCAUAUGUGAAGACCUGUUUCAAGUCGGCCUAGACCCAGCAACCGUCCUCCGGACUCUCACCAUCGAUUUCAACGAAACCACGUCUAGGCUCGCUAGUCCGUAUUGCAAGUGGCCAGACGCAGAUACACGUCGGAAGUCUUUUGAUCUUCUCCACCGGCUCAAGAAGAAAGCUGGUUUCCGACUCAACUUUCGUAUAUGCGCUCCCAAGUUCCGAUUGAACUGCUGGCCCGACUUCUUCGAUCUCAUGCAACCAAUAGUCAAGACCUUCGACAAUGACGGAGUCAUCGUCGACGUCCAGGCUAUUCAUUGUAGUCGGGGCCCUCAUCCGAUGCCAUAUGCCUAUGUGGACCUCAACAAAAUCGUGAGAGGCUAUGAUCCAAACACAUGGAAGCAGGGCGUAAUCGAAUAUCUGGACUCGGUAAUACUGGCCCUCUCAUGCCGAGUUCAUCUCAUCUUCAUGCAAGUACGGCGCUAA
Molecule: messenger RNA, 960 nt
Organism: Alternaria viburni
Lineage: Eukaryota; Fungi; Ascomycota; Dothideomycetes; Pleosporales; Pleosporaceae
Exons: 2
Coding region: 1-960 (319 amino acids)
Source: RefSeq, a predicted model, not a curated record